Messenger RNA from Manis javanica (Malayan pangolin), 2182 nucleotides. The record is from RefSeq and is a predicted model, not a curated record. Lineage: Eukaryota; Metazoa; Chordata; Mammalia; Pholidota; Manidae.
AGAUUUCUUACAAGUUCAGUCAUGUGCGUUGGAAUGCAGACCGCCACAUAAAUUUUUGUUAUGCUUUUUAAAGUAAGGUUCUCUUAGAAUUCCCCAGUUGUUAUUAAAAAGUACCUGCUAGUCUGUGACUGGAUGACACAGGCCCUACACAAGUCUGUUCUCCCGACCAGAAGGCAUUGGAGGAGAAAGUAGAAUCCUUGAGGAGCAAGUCCUAAUUGCACACGUGAGGAUGGCAGCAUGACUUCCGUCUGUGUUUAAUCAAAAAUGUUUUGACGUAUGCAUGAUUAUUUUUCUCCCGUAGGUUGAUGAAAACAUGAAAGUUGCACAGAAACGAGAUGCUGUCUUGCAAGAAAGAUUUUAUUUCAGGAAAGAUAUUUGCAAAGGUGGCAACGCUGUGGUGGACGGCUGUGGUAAGGGCCAGAGCAGCCCGGAGCUGGCCGCAGAGUGCACCCUGAUGAGCAUAGACACCAUCAUCAACGGGAAGGAAGGUGUGUUUCCUGGGCUAAUCCCGAUUCUGAACUCUUACCUUGAAAGCAUGGAAGUGGAUGUGGACACCAGAUGCAGCAUCCUGAACUACCUAAAGCUGAUUAAGAAGAGAGCAUCUGGAGAACUAAUGACAGUUGCCAGAUGGAUGAGGGAGUUUAUUGCAAACCAUCCUGACUACAAGCAAGACAGUGUAAUAACUGAUGAAAUAAACUAUAGCCUUAUAUUAAAGUGUAACCAGAUUGCUAAUGAAUUAUGUGAAUGCCCCGAGUUACUAGGACCAGCAUUUAGGAAAGUAAAAUACGGCGGGAGUAAAAGUGACUCUUCUAGCUAGACGUGCGGCGGAAGGCGAGCGCGUGGCUCUCCCAGCGAGGAGCCGCCUGCAGCCCCCUCUGCCCUCGUGUGUAGCAUGAAGACCAAAUGACAGCUCUGGGCCAGGUAGACAGCACGGGGCUUAGAGGUUUUCCUUCAGUAGGUAAAUCUAGAGUUUAUACAGUGUACAUACACAUAGUAAAGUAUUUUUAUGAUUUACAAUGUAUUUUAAUAACAUUAGAUCUGAGGUCAUGAACUGGCUUGUACAUUUUUGUGAUUCUUACUCUGGAACAAGUACUGUCUGAACAGUUCUGCAAAUGUCCUGUACCGGUAAUUGUACUAUACUGCAUUCCAGAGUUUAAAAUGUUUACUGUAAAUUUGGGGGGUUUUUAAAGACUUUACUUAGGGCCUGAUUCACUGUACAAACAGUUGUUGCGUCCUCCCCUUUGUCAUAUACGUGGAGUCACUCUCGAAUCCACUAAAGUGCUUCAAAGGUAAUUUUGGAUUUUGGCAGCUUAUCUGUGGUGUUUCUUUCCUAAUUUGAAUGGCUAACCACUUGGUCACCUUGCCCCAAACUUUCAUCCCUAAAUAAAAACCCACUGAACUAAAGGCUGUUACGUGUAUUUGUUAAAAUUUGCUGUUCAGGCAUUAAAAACAACUUACAGGAAGCCAAGGAGACUAUUACCCCAAGUUUACACGUAGUGAUUAUUGGGGUGAAUUUUGUUGAAUGAAAACAAGAAUCAUUUCUCUUCCUUAUUAUGCCAGGAAUAAUGUCCAAAAUGGCACCAAAUUUGCUCUUCUGUGUGGCCGUUCAGUCUGAUGGCUGCUAUAUACUUACAUUUUCAAAUCAAAUGCAGUAGCUGCAGUUCUGUGUGGUUACUUUUUCUCUAGCUUGCAGUCAGCAUAUCAACAGACAUUCUCAAAAAGCCAUCCACCCUUGAUUUUACCCCAGGGAAUAUUCUACAUGCUGCUUACCUUCUCUCUGAAACUCAAGUAAAUCAUGAUAUGUACAAAGUUUUGUGAAUCAGGACCCUAAAUGUUUAAUUGUAAAUAAUUUAUCGUAAUUGUUGUUAGAGCUUUUUGUUGAAGGCUUCUUUUCCCCAAUUGAAAGUCUUAACUGCUUCUGAAAUAACUGUAUAGUCGAUGAUGCAAACCUUUACAGGCAUAAAUAUUUCAGCUAUAAUGCUAAUUUUAAGAAAUUGUGAUAAAGCUGCUUCAAAGCCUGUUUAUGUAUAAAUAGUAGGGUUUGUGCUCUAUUUUAUACAUGCAUUUUAGAGGAUUAAAGAAUGCCUGUUUUUCAUUUGCAGUUUGCUUGUAUAAAUCAGGUUGUACAAAGGCGGCAGAUAAACUGUUUGUGGUAUGAGGAAAUAAAAGAAUGGAAUUAGCA